Messenger RNA from Rhodofomes roseus, 537 nucleotides. RefSeq lists its product as uncharacterized. The record is from RefSeq and is a predicted model, not a curated record. Lineage: Eukaryota; Fungi; Basidiomycota; Agaricomycetes; Polyporales; Fomitopsidaceae. Bases 6 to 479 code for a protein of 157 amino acids. The transcript has 2 exons.
CGAGGAUGUCGUUCAUGUCAGCCCAAAGUUGGCGUUCCAGCUCAGAGUCCGAUGCUGCCAAGGUACCGGCGUCGCCAUCGGUGGGGAACCCCGGAGGCAUGGGCACCUCAACGGGAACACGAGGGUGCCGGCGAGCAGGCAAUGGCUUCACAGGACGAGCUGGGGGAGAGCAGUCAUCGGACUUCGCAGGGACUUCCUCGACCACGGGGAGGGCAUCAACGUCGACACUGGACUCAACAUCGAAGACGUCGACCAUGACCACAUCUUCGUCGAUCGGUGUCGAGGGGACAGAGCCCAAGGAGGAAGCAGUGGAGGAGGAGUCUGUGCGGGACAUGAAAGGGGGCACCGGCGGGAUGGGCUCCCAGUCCAUGGCGGAGUCGUUCGUAGGCUCGGAACUCGAGAUAGCAUCGACGGGCAUGCCAUCAGGAAUGGAAGGAGAGCGAGGAAUUGACUCUGCAGGCGAAGUCCAGCAGGACUGAGAGAGGGGGGAGGGGCCUCUCUUGAUUGUCGGAGCAAUAAGGGAGUUUACAGAAGUCG